GACUCGAGGCACCAGAGCCGCGGAUUUCGCGCGAGAUAUAGAAGCAUAAACACACAUACACGGUUCUCGCACACGCACGUAAGCACGCAGCCAGCCAGUCAUCGAGGACCUCGCACGCACGCACGCGGUGUCCCGCGUGGACAGACGAACACAGAGAGAAAGAGAGAGAGAGAGAGAGAGAGAGAAAGAGUCGCUCGCUCAAGCACACGUGCUCACCACACGGGGGUGGGUGUCUCUGUGUCUGUGUGUCUGUGUGCAUGUGGUACGUGUGUGUGUCGGUCGGUGGUCCAGGGUAAUAAAGAAAUCGAGAAAAAAAAAGUUCAGUGUGUGACACGAAAUACAGUGUGGAACAGAAAACGAGCCGUCUAGGCGCCACGUGCCGUUUCGAAGAAACUCGUUCGAGUGCGCGGGAUGGAUCGAGUGUGUUGCUCGCCGAGUUGAGUCGCGUUUUCUUUUCCGCAUGCGACCGUUCAGGAAGUGGAUUAACGGGCGCGGGGAGGUGCGGCUCCCUGACAAGUGUCGAUGGUGAAGUACAGCAGUGAAUCGGUUAACCAGCGAGCGGAGUUACGGAGCGCGGAACCGAUCCGGUCCACGCUGACGCGCGGGCCGAUGACGUGUCCGCCCGUCUGAACGAGAUUUCGCCCGGGAAAAUAUAGCCGAUCCCGAAGAUCGCCGCAAGCACAGGAAUCAACAGGCAAGAAGGGAUGUCACGGAGAAAGCAAGCCCGACCGAGCCGUGCCCACCUCGAGGAGGAUCUUGUCCAGCAGGGACCUCUGCUGAUCAAUGCCGUGGGAAGCUUGAACGAGACCCGAGAGGAAAAUGACUUCACGUCGGAUGGUGAAGAAAGCGCCGGCGGAGGGGGUGGAGGAGACGAAGCCGUGGACCUCACGGCAUCCAGGUCUCACCAGGGUGACGAGGACGACAAGGAUCAAGAGGAUGCUCUGGAGGAGGAUGAAGAGGAAGGUGUGGACGAGCAGGACGAGCAGGAGGACGAUGAGGAAGGGUCGCGAAAACAGAUGCGCCAUAGACAGGACGCGGAGAACAACAACAACUUCGUGGAGGGCGGUACGCCUGCUAGCCUGUUCCCACCUGCUGGAACUAGUCACGUCACCCUGGAAGCUCUCCAGAACACGAAAGUGGCGGUUGCUCAAUUCGCAGCGACAGCUUUGGCCGGUGGAGCGGACAGCGAGGCGGCCUUGCAGGAUUUGGCGCUGUUGCAGAGCACAUUGUACACUCUUCAGCAUCAGCAAGUGUUCCAAUUGCAGUUGAUCAGCCAGCUACAGCAGCAACUGUCCAUUACACAUAGCCAGUCCGUGCAACAAGGAACGCCUGAGCCAUCGGAUAACAAGGAAAUAUCGCCGUCUCCUUUGAUCCAGCCUAAACCUCUGUCAAGUUUGACAUCACCUCCUUCGUCACGUCCACCGAGUCAUCAACAGACUUCGCCAGCUCCUAUGACGCCAAAUCUCUCUCAGGAACGGCCAACACCGUCUAACAGCGCCUCUCCGUUGAAUUUACCCUUGUCUUCGUCGAAUACGACGGGCACAAUCGCCACCACCAGUAGCAGUCAGGUGCCGAUGGCCCAUCAAAUGCCACCGCUCUGCUCCAUCAGCUCUUCCCUAGCCUCGUCGAUAAUAACUAAUACCGAUCCACCACCGCUACACGAACCAAACACGCUGGAGAUGCUGCAGAAGAGAGCGCAAGAAGUACUGGACAACGCCAGCCAGGGUCUGCUGGCUAACAACCUGGCGGACGAACUUGCGUUCAGAGGGGGCAAAGGCUCUCGUCUCUCCCCGUACGAUUCAAAGUCCGGUAGCGGUCGCGGGGAGCCGUUCUUCAAGCACCGAUGCCGUUAUUGCGGCAAGGUGUUCGGCAGCGACUCGGCACUUCAGAUCCACAUACGAUCGCACACAGGUGAGCGACCCUUUAAAUGCAACGUCUGCGGCAGCCGCUUCACCACGAAAGGGAACCUGAAGGUCCACUUCCAGAGGCAUACGGCCAAGUUUCCACAUGUUAAGAUGAACCCGAAUCCCGUUCCGGAACACCUGGACAAGUACCACCCACCCUUGCUACAGCAAAUCGCGUCUGGUCAAAGACCGAUGCCGUCCCCGCCGCCGCCACCACCUUCUCACCAUCCCUCUUUUCACCCGGCGGCGGCACACGGUUUUUUACCUCCUCAGCCGCCCCUGCCACUCAGUUUAGCCCUGCCCGGUAUGCAACCUCUGUACAGAUCACCGGUUGUCGCUCAUCGGGACGAUCAGGACGUGCCGGAGAACCUGAGUAAGCCUGUUACCACUGCCCCGACCACGUCCCCACAUUCCCCCGCGGUUGUGUCGAACUCUCGUCAUUCCUUUCACGACAAUCACCACCACCACCAACAACAACAACAAAAGCAGCAGCUCGAGCAGAGAGACGAGAUCAAACUCGAGCAGAGAUCGCCUAUGCAGGAGCAGUACCAGCACCAACAGCAUCCUACCAAUCAGGAAGCCACAGAGAGGAUAACACCGAAAAAGGAACCAGAAGAGGCCGAGGAGCCGACGGAAGAGGAAAGCGAAGAUUUCGAGGAGACGACUAGACGGUAUUUAAACUCACCCCAAUCGUCCGUUAAUCCACCCUCUCAGCCGCAGACCUACGAAGACUGCAGUAUGGACAGCAAAAUUAGCGGCCGACUGGAAGGGGACGGCGACAUGGAAAUUGACGAGGAGAUUGAGGAACAACCUGAAAAUUUAUCUGGUCGGGGACCUAUCAAUCGGUUGCCUCAGCAUAUCGUUGCGUACCCUGGUGCUUCUCCUGCCAGCAGUAGUGCGAGCAGUGGAAGCCUUCAAACCUCCUUCGCGGGAAUUCUGUUUCCAGGACCACCUGCCCAUCAUCAAAUACCCCACCAUCCUGCUUCGUCAACUGUAAACCCACCCGCAGUCUCGGCCAGUGACAUGAUCGACCCAGCUAAGGAUCCAGCCAUCUACUCCAGCCUAUUGCCGCGGCCGGGCAGCAACGACAACUCCUGGGAGAGUCUGAUCGAGAUCACGAAGACCUCGGAGACGUCGAAGCUACAGCAGCUGGUCGACAACAUCGAACACAAACUGACCGAUCCCAACCAGUGUGUGAUCUGCCAUAGGGUGCUUUCCUGCAAAAGCGCACUGCAGAUGCACUACAGAACACAUACCGGCGAGCGUCCGUUCAAGUGCAAGAUUUGCGGCCGGGCGUUCACCACCAAGGGCAACUUGAAAACCCACAUGGGCGUGCAUAGGGCGAAACCGCCGCUCAGGGUGCUGCAUCAGUGUCCCGUGUGCCACAAGAAAUUCACGAAUGCGCUCGUUCUGCAGCAACACAUACGCUUGCACACCGGCGAGCCAACGGAGCUGAGCCCGGAACAAAUUCAAGCCGGCGAGGUGAACGAAUUCCCACCCGGUUAUCCGCACCAUCCUCUAGCGUCGUUCCUCCCGCAAGGCUUUCCACCGAUUCAUCCCGCAGGACCAGGCUUCCCGUUAGGCUUUCCUCCGAGCCGGCAGCAAACGAUGGAACGACAGCCUCAGGAUAACGACAUAGACAUUAAAGAAGAAUCCCAGCAACAGCAGCAGCAGCAGCAACAGCAACAGAGGUACAUCGAGGAGCAGAGCGAAGAGGUGGAGGACCAAGAUGACGAGGAAGAGGAUCGCAGGGAUGACGACGAGAGGUGCAGCAUGAAUCGUGACAAUCGUGGCGACGUAGAUGAUGAGCAAGAUCACGAGAGCGAGGAGAAUGAGCACAAGGAUCCGUCUUUGCCCAAUUUCUCCACUUCCCUCGCUGCUCUCGAGAACCAGGUCCGAACAAUCACGACCACGGCCACGUCGAACUUAGGAAACGCAGCCAGAUCGCCACCUUUUCACCGGUAUAACGGUAGCGAAAAGAGUAACAGCCCUCCGAAUGCCGGUGCUCCUUUAGACUUAACACCACGAGCAUCGUCGACACCAGCCUCAGUAGCAUCGGUACCGACGCCACCGCCGCAGCCUACGCACCACCCACAUCCCUUCGGCAUGUUCGCAGGCCUCCUGCAGGCAGUCUCUUCGUCACCAUCUACCAGCAGCAUAGGAACCAGCAGCAUAGGAACCAGCAGCAUAAAUAGCGUCAGCUCCAUGAACGCUGUUACUCCAGCAUCGGGUGCCGCUGGACCAUUGGCGUCCCUCACCACGUCAGCCGUGUUAGCUGCCACCUCGACCUACAACCCGCUCGGCCUGGCUGUCGGAGGGCCAGCAGUGCGUGGAAACACCACGUGUAACAUCUGCUACAAGACAUUUGCGUGCAACUCCGCGCUGGAGAUCCAUUACCGGAGCCACACGAAGGAACGACCUUUCAAAUGCACUAUUUGCGACAGAGGCUUUUCCACCAAGGGCAACAUGAAGCAGCACAUGCUGACACACAAGAUCCGCGACAUGCCACCCCACCUGUUCAGCGACUCGAAGCAACAGCAUCAGCAGCAACCUCAAGAGCACGAGAGUUCGAGAAGUCCCAUGUGCACGGACGAUUCGAGUCUACCUCCACCUCCUCCACCUCCGCCACCACCUCCACCAAUGCCUCCGACCUCCAUGGAGCAAGCCAUUUCGGUGAAAAGAUCCCCAUCCGAAGGGGACCUGCCAGCGCCAAAGAGACCAGCCAGCGUGCCGAGCAAGCACUUGUGCCAGAUAUGCAAUAAGAAUUUCUCCUCGUCUUCGGCGCUCCAGAUCCAUAUGAGAACUCACACGGGCGACAAACCGUUCCGAUGCACCGUCUGCCAGAAGGCCUUCACCACCAAGGGCAAUCUCAAGGUGCACAUGGGCACUCAUAUGUGGACCAACGGAGCCUCUCGUCGAGGUCGUCGAAUGUCGUUGGACCUACCUCCCCUACCUAUCACCCCCAAGGAUUCGGAGUUCCUCCAACGACGGCCGGAUCUCUUCUACCCUUAUCUACCCGCACCGUUCCUUAACGGCGUUCAACAGAAACUGAACGAGAUCUCGGUGAUACAAAGUAACAACGGAUUACCUGGCCACUCGGUGGCCGCCGGAAAGUACGCAGGAUUGUUCGGUUCGGUGUACGCAGCCGGUGCCGGCUUCCCGUUGGACAAACAGCCAAUGGCGGGGACCAACAACGGGCCCCUGGUAGACGGGAAGUCCUCGAUCCCGUCCGGGUCGAUGCUGUUCCAAACGCCGUCACCGUCCCAUUCUCCCGGCACACCAUCGUCGAACGGCAGCAAUCAAAACACCGGCGGCGUUCCUGCAUGGACCGGUGAUGCUCUCCAGCAUCACUUCGACAGAGAGGCUCCUACGAGACCGGAGAGCAACUCCACACCACCCUCGGCUCGACUUCCGCCUCCGCCGGCGGCAAGGGGUGAAGGAUUGGCCACGUGAAGCCCGACCGGUACAUAUCUUCCUUCUUCGAGGCUUCAUGCUUUCGGGAACUGAACUCCGUCCUGGCUGCUACGUAAAGAUAGACAGACAGACAGACGUUCACACAGGGCCGGGCAGUGUUUCAGUGCAUUUUGAGACAAAAUGGACCCGAACGUCCAACGACAUAUCCACCCGAUCCCCGGAAGAGCCAGCAGACACCAUGUUCCUAUUGUUACACUAGUCUUAAACACGUUAAAGAGGACCGAUGGGCCCGGCAGCUAAAGUCCCAACAUUAAGUGGGUCUCACUUCCGGUCCAUUGAACGCCCGCGACGUGAUUUCGCACGAGGGUUAGACGGAUGCGACGCCUAGACUGAGCCGUUUGGCCACAAGACACGUGGCGUCGCGACGUCCCGGCCCUUCAUACUCUGACCGUCCAUGCGCGACAGUGAUGGUCACCUCACUUAGGGUUUAUCGUAUAUUAUAAAUGUGCGUACAGGGUAUCUCGUGUAAUCGAAUGACCCUUCAACAUCCCCGUAACUGAUGACGAUACGAAGAAGACUUUAUAUGGACGCAUUUAGAAAUCCUGAAGGUUCGAAUACAUGUCGAGGUAGCAAAUACAGCGUACCCUGAUAAAAGACAUGACAAAUUUUUAAGUCCACAAGAUACAUCUUUGUGUAACCCUAAUCUAGGUCCUUAUCGCUCCCUGUAUAUUCUAAUUUCGCGUAUUUUUAUGUUUGAGCGAUUUUGCUACCUCUGAAUGAUCGACGCCUUUGUGGAAUAUUUAUAAACACAGUUGGGACUGAAAGCGUGAAACAUCCAUAUCAACGAUAACAGGGAUGUUCGAGGCGUUUACCUCACACGAUAUAUCCUGUACAGGGAGAUAUAAAUAUAUACAUAAAAAAGAAGAUGAUAUAUAUAUUAUAAAUAUAUAAAUAUAUAAAUAUAAAAAUAUUAUAUCGGUGCGAAGGGGUAUGAGUGCGCGAGUUGUAUACACGUGCGAGUGCAUGCGUCGCUUUCUUUUUUCAAGAAGGUCGUUUCUAGGAAUUAAAGAACAAAAAAUGGCGGGCCCGGCAGCGCCCUCGCUGUGAUAUGAGAGGAGCAGCCUGCAAUCAUUUAAACCAAUGUACUUAUACUUUGUACCAUAGUAUUAUUAUUAUUUACACUCGAUGUACAGCACGCACCCGGAAAACCCGUGUCCCGAUGUUCUUUUCUAUGGAAAGACAGUUGACCUCGAUUUGUGUUCCCCCGAACCCCAUCGAUUAAAACUUCUCUAAUUAAAUCAAAGUUUAAUUCCUUUCA
Megachile rotundata (alfalfa leafcutting bee) is the source of this 6636-nucleotide messenger RNA. It is a transcript of the gene salm, whose product is annotated as spalt major. The record is from RefSeq and is a predicted model, not a curated record. Gene Ontology annotation, biological process: regulation of transcription by RNA polymerase II. Gene Ontology annotation, cellular component: nucleus. NCBI's taxonomy places the organism in Eukaryota, Metazoa, Arthropoda, Insecta, Hymenoptera, Megachilidae. Gene Ontology annotation, molecular function: DNA-binding transcription factor activity, RNA polymerase II-specific; RNA polymerase II cis-regulatory region sequence-specific DNA binding.